CCUUCUUCCCCAAAUAUAUGCACAAAUUAAACAGUUAGAUGCAUGAUAUCCAAAAGGAGGAGCAGAUUAUUGAAACAAAUUCCCUCCCCCUUCCCUUCAUUCUCCCAAUCCAUUAGUUAUUAGUUAUACACACCUAGCUACUGGCUAGGUAGCUGCCCUGCCCCUGUUUUUGUCGGAUUUCAGUUGGUCAAGAUAUUUACUAUCGAUAAUCUUGACCUGCCAAGCACGAAACGAACUGAUUGAUCUCUUCGCGCACACAGAGUUGGUUUUUUAUUUUAUUGUCAUCGUCUGAUCGGUGGAAAUUGUUAAGAGAAAUAUUAAUUAUGUCUGGAAAGUUGCAAUGGAGGAUCGACAACGUUGCUGAGGGAACCUCAAAGGCAUUGGUGCCUGAGCCGCCGAGGCUGAUUUCGAGAGUCUGGGCAGGGAUCAAGUGUGUGCUACUGCUUGGGUGGGCCAUACUGGCAGCUGCCAAGUUCCUGGAGAGAGCCUGGAAAAUGGGAGUGGCUGAGCCUAAAAAACUGAUUCAUGGGCUCAAGGUGGGGAUGGCACUCUCCAUGGUGUCCCUCUUUUACUACAUGAGGCCCCUAUAUGAAGGUGUUGGAGGCAAUGCUAUGUGGGCCGUUAUGACUGUGGUGGUAGUAUUCGAAUACACCGUCGGUGCCACUCUGUCCAAAAGCAUCAACAGGGCAACAGGAACAUUUCUUGCCGGGUCACUAGGAGUGGGUGUCCAUUGGGCGGCCAGUCAAUCAGGCAACGUCUUGGAGCCCAUAAUUGUCGGGAUUUCAGUCUUCCUUCUCGCUUCAGCAGCAACAUUUUCCCGGUUUAUUCCAACAGUCAAGGCCCGAUUUGAUUACGGCGCACUCAUCUUUAUCCUGACGUUCAGUUUAGUAUCUGUUUCGGGGUACCGGGUGGAAAAAUUGGUAGAGAUGGCCCACCAAAGACUAUCUACAGUAGUUAUCGGGACUUCAUUGUGCAUUAUCACGAGCAUACUUGUCUGUCCCAUUUGGGCGGGUGAUGAGCUUCACAGUCUCACUCAACGAAACUUGGAGAAGCUUGCUUCUUCCCUGGAUGGACUUGUUGCAGACUAUUUCAAAAGCGGUCAUUAUGGCGAUGAUAGUAAAGAAGAUAAUCCUUCCAAGAAUAUACAAGCAUACAAGUGUGUGCUCAACUCAAAGGCAAACGAAGAAUCCAUGGCCAAUUUUGCGAGAUGGGAACCAGCACAUGGCCGAUUUAGUUUUCGACACCCAUGGAAGGAGUACCUCAAGAUCGGAGCCCUCAUGCGCAAUUGUGCUCAUUGCAUCGAAACUCUCACUGGCUGUAUUGAGCCAGAAGUUCAGGAACCGGAGCAUCUGAAGAGACACCUGCACAACGCAUGCAUGACAUUGUGCCGUCAUUCAUCUAAUGUCCUGAAAGAACUCGCACUCAUGAUGGAAACCAUGACAAAAUAUUCCGAGUUAGAUUUGUCAGCUGGGGAGAUGAGCUUUGCAGUUCAGGAGCUUCAAGAAGCUUUGAGAUCUCUGCCUACCCACCCACAGCUGAUGUUAAUACCUACAGAUGGGAACCAUAGAAAGCUCGGAAGUAAAGUUGGUGGCCAUGGACCACGUCUCCUAGAUGUUCUUCCACUGGUCACAGUGGUAUCAUUGCUGAUAGAAACUGCAGCAAGAAUUGAAGAUCUCGCUGAUGGAGUUGUAGAGUUGUCGAAGAAGGCUGAUUUCAAGAUCCAGAAAGAAAAGAAGCCAAACCAAGAUCAGAAAAGUGACAACCAUGUCAUAGAAUUCCCAGACCAAUAUAAAACUGUGAAGGGCCCUUCUUCUUCUGAUUAAGCCGAUAGAGGAGAGAACCUUAUUCUCCACCUUAAUUAUUUGUAAAGAUGACGCACACUGUUGGGCACCUUUUGAUUUCCAAACCUGAGCUUGGU
This is a messenger RNA of Punica granatum (pomegranate), 1918 nucleotides long. The record is from RefSeq and is a predicted model, not a curated record. Lineage: Eukaryota; Viridiplantae; Streptophyta; Magnoliopsida; Myrtales; Lythraceae.